Blepharisma stoltei is the source of this 771-nucleotide messenger RNA. The record is from the annotation of a GenBank genome assembly. NCBI's taxonomy places the organism in Eukaryota, Ciliophora, Heterotrichea, Heterotrichida, Blepharismidae.
AUGAGCCUUUCUCAAUUAUGUGAAGAAAACAAGAAAAUCCAUUUCGUUCCUCAAAAAAGGUAUGAGUCUUUAUAUUAUGACGAAUGGACUUAUAGCAUCGCCCCUUCUCAUUCAGAUGAAAUAAAUGUAUAUUUUGCCGUUUUAGAUUAUUUCAACUGGACUCAAGGAUUUGUAAUUACUGACGAAGAUAACGUAUACAAUAAAAAAUAUUUUUUAGAAUAUUCAGCAACUUUUAAUUAUUUAGCUGUAGACACAUCGAAAAGCAUACAAAGUUUACUCCGUCUUUUAAACUGAAACCAAAAUUUCUAUUCCAAUUUAUGGCAUUUUUUUUGUAAAAAAAUAAUUAUAAAAUAUUUAAAAAUAUAUAGCUGAGCAAAUAUUUUUGAAUUUUAAUUUGUUUUAUAAGAAUUAAUUUAAAAUAAAAUCGAUUCAAUGUGCCAACUGUUUAAUUAACUUUUUAUUAGUACUUCCUUUACUAAUUUUUAAAAAAAAAAAAAUAGAAAAAUCAAUAUAAAUUCAAAAAUAUUAUUGGAUGCAAUUUUUGAAUUUUAAUUUAUUUUUUGGAUAGAAUUAAUUUAAAAACAUUAAUAAUUUAGCGUGCCAGCUGUUUGAAAGGAUUAAAUUUAAACUAUUAAUAUAAAACAAGUAUUUUUAUAUCAAUCCAAUUUUCAAAAUUGAAAAAAAAAUUAUUGGGAUUAAAUAUCCAAAAAAUUGAAAUUUUACCUAUAUUUUGCUUCUAAUCAAAGGGGGGAGUCAGGCAAAUUUGCUUAG